Messenger RNA from Colius striatus (speckled mousebird), 1024 nucleotides. It is a transcript of the gene ARHGDIG, whose product is annotated as Rho GDP dissociation inhibitor gamma. The record is from RefSeq and is a predicted model, not a curated record. The coding region runs from base 43 to 723 and encodes 226 amino acids. The transcript is spliced from 6 exons. Gene Ontology annotation, cellular component: cytoplasm; cytosol; membrane. Gene Ontology annotation, molecular function: Rho GDP-dissociation inhibitor activity; protein binding. Lineage: Eukaryota; Metazoa; Chordata; Aves; Coliiformes; Coliidae. Gene Ontology annotation, biological process: Rho protein signal transduction.
CCGCCCCGCCCGGCCCCGGGGGUCGCGGGGCCCGGCCCGGCCAUGCUCGGCCUGGACGUGUGCGAGGCCGGCGGGCAGCUGCUGGAGCUGCUGUGGCUGGCGCUGUGCUACCGAGACAUCAUGGCUGACAAGGAGGGGGUGACGCUGUCGCUGGAGGAGGAGGAUGCUGCCGACGUGGCCCUGGCGUACAAGACACCGGCGAAGAAGAGCCUGCGGGAGAUCCAGGAGCUGGACCCGGGCGACGAGAGCCUGCGGAAGUACAAGCAGGCGCUGCUGGGUGCCAUCCCUGCCGCCGUGGAUGCCAGCGUGCCCAACGUGCAGGUGACGAGGCUCACCCUGGUGUGCGAGCAGGCGCCAGGGCCCAUUACCAUGGACCUAACAGGAGACCUGGAGGUGCUGCGGGGCCGGGCCUUUGUGCUGAAGGAGGGAGUAGACUACAGGGUGAAGGUGUCCUUCAAGGUGAACAGGGAGAUUGUCUGCGGGCUGCGGUGUCUGCACCUCACCUACCGCCGGGGCCGGCCCGUGGACCGGGAUGUGUUCAUGGUGGGCAGCUACGCGCCGCGUGCCGAGGAGUACGAGGUGGUGUCUCCGGCGGAGGAGGCGCCGCGGGGCUGGCUGGCGCGGGGCUCCUACCGCGUGCGCUCGCUGCUCACCGACGACGACAAGAUGGAGCAUCUCUCCUGGGAGUGGGGCCUCUGCAUCAAGAAAGCCUGGGAGGACUGAGCCCCCCGCUGCUCCACGCCCCGGUUUGCCCUCCCUGCCGGCGCAGGGCCGCGGUGCCGGCCGCCCCGGGGCUCCCCUCGCCGCCAGCGGCCGCGGGGAGGGUCGCGGGGGGUCCCUCGGCGGGCGGCUGCCCCUGCUUGUGGUCUCUGCAACCAAAGUUCUUUUUAAUUGCUGGUUUUUUUUUACCCUCCCCUCCUCCCCGGUGCUGGGGCCGGGCCCGGGCCCCCGCCGUGGCGGUGCCGUGCCCAGCUGCCCGCCCGGGCGCGGGCUCCGCUCUUCCAUCGCCAUUAAACCCUACAGA